AUGAAUAACUUUAAUAACUUCCAUGAUAUUUUGAGGAAUUUAAUGUUUAAUAACACAAAUUAUAAAAAUUCAUUAGAAGACAAAAGUAAAGUGCAAGAAAUGCUAUUUAAAAACAUUACCGAAGACUUUGAUGAAGAAGCCUGGGAUAAAUGUAGAGGGAACGUUGAAAAAUUAGAAGAUGUCUCUAAACAAAUACUUCAUAUUACGGAACCACAAAAUGUAACCACAAGUGAUACAUUUACCCUUACGGAAGAGAUAUUAAAUUUAUUGAAAACUAAAGAAGAUUUAAGCUGUUAUAGGGAUUGGAUCUCAUGUUUUAUUGGUGAAGUUGUUAAAAAGGUAGACCAUGAGACUUGGUUUUAUGUAGCAGCUGCUUUUAACAGAAAGAUAAAGUUGGAAAAAUCAGAUUUUAGACAAAAUGAAAAAAUCUAUAUUACUCGAAUUGAAAACAUUUUAAAAGAUGUUCAAAUGACAAUUUCCGAAUUUGAGCUGUUAAUGAGAAUGAAAAUGAUUAGUAAUGUUGAAUUUCACAAAAGUAAAACUCAAACUAUGAAGGAAGCAAAAGAACAACUGGAUUCACUUUCAAAUGAAUUGAAAGAUUUCAAACCCCCACUAAAAAAACUUUUUAAUGCAUUAGAAAAAUAUUGGUCAGAUGUUUAA
Messenger RNA from Funneliformis geosporum, 660 nucleotides. The record is from the annotation of a GenBank genome assembly. NCBI's taxonomy places the organism in Eukaryota, Fungi, Glomeromycota, Glomeromycetes, Glomerales, Glomeraceae.